UUCCUGAGAAUGUUCAAAAGAUGUUUCGGGUAAUAACAUCACCAUGCAUGUAAAAAUCUGGUCUUUCGGAUUCAUGUUCUCGAAUAUUCUACUGUUUGUCUAUGGAAUCGGAUUUUUCAUAUUUGGAGCGUAUUUGAGACUACACUCCCCGAUAUAUACCGAUCUCUCGGGCGAAGAGAUGUCAACUGGGAUAUCGUUUCUCCUAAUGGUUAUGACCAUCACAUUUUGCACGGCGGCGCUCAUAGGUGUUAAAGCGUAUUUAGAAAAUAGCCCGGAUUCGUUUAAAAACUAUUACGUGGUGCUGACUACCAUAGUGUUUUCCCAGAUUCUCAUCAUUCUGUUUUUAUUGGCGUUCGCUAAUAAGAUUAAAAAUCUUAUUGGCCGAGACCUGGGGAUAAUAAUUAAGGAGAAAUACGGCAAAUUCAACGAAAAAAGCGUGGGAAACUCCAUCGAUUUUAUCCAGAAUAAAUACCAAUGCUGUGGAGCCACCGAUUACCAAGAUUACGCGGAUAGUUUUUUCCUAUGGACCUUGCCAGAAAGGGAGAGGUUGGACGGAAAAUUAUUACCCAGAAGUUGUUGUGUAAACCCCAAUGACGUUGAUUGCAAUAAAGUAACCUUCAUCAGGAAUCUCAAUAACAUUUAUUGGGAAGUCGGGUCGAAUUUCAUAUUUACUAAGGGAUGUUUGAAUCAAUUGCAAAAUACUUUCGUGGAUGAAAAUCUGCCUUAUUUGGUCGGAAACUUUAUAGCUAUAUUCAUAUUGCAGAUCCUAGCCAUUUAUUUUGCCUUUUCCAUGGAGUCAAAACUCUAUGACGAAAUGGGAUCAAAGAUAAUUCAAUCUCAGGAAAUGGCAGCAAUGGAUAAUCAGAUACAACCUCCUAGCACUACCGACAAAAAAACUAUUCUCACCCAAAUGACACCUUUUGACAUUAGAGUUUCUACCAUGGCUGCUGCGAAUAAAGCUUUGGCUGCUAAUAUUGGUAGUACUCCAUCUGCCCCUUCACAACCCAUGAUACUUAACGCAUCUAUGAUCAAGACAAGUAGCUCUUUGUUGCCUAAUCAAAAUAACACUUUACCUCAGCCCUCUGCUGCCCCCACAAUCUCUACACCAAUCACAUUCGAAAAUGUUCCUUUAACUAAAAUAAUCACUAUCAAUAAUGAGUCCAAACUAUCCCCACACAAACAAACCUUACCCGGCGUUAAAGAAACUCUCGGGUUGCCAACCAUAUCCGAAAACCUGUCUAGAGAAAGCGUCUAUAUAACCCCAUCGUUAGUCCAGAAACUGGAAGAAAAACCGGCUAAUAUUCAAAAUGAGGCCAGUAAUAAACUAGUUGAGUCAAAAGAUGAAAAACCAAAAUUAGCUAAAACGUUCUUCGAUAAAGAUGACGACCAUUUCUAUUUGAGAGACAUUUCAUAGUAAGAAGA
Molecule: messenger RNA, 1422 nt
Organism: Gordionus sp. m RMFG-2023
Lineage: Eukaryota; Metazoa; Nematomorpha; Gordioida; Chordodea; Parachordodidae
Product: tetraspanin-33-like
Exons: 6
Coding region: 44-1414 (456 amino acids)
Cellular component (GO): plasma membrane
Source: RefSeq, a predicted model, not a curated record